Molecule: messenger RNA, 1806 nt
Organism: Acanthosepion pharaonis
Lineage: Eukaryota; Metazoa; Mollusca; Cephalopoda; Sepiida; Sepiidae
Source: the annotation of a GenBank genome assembly
AUGAAAAGGUUUUUUUUUUUUUGCCUUUUUCAUUCUUUUCUUUCUGUUUUCUUCUUUUUCUUCCUUUAUUCUUUCUUAUUUCUCAUUCUCUUUUCUUAUGUCUUCUUUACCUUUCUUUUCGCUUUCUUCUUUUCUUUUUAUACUUUUCUUUCCCGUCUUUUUUUCUUUUCUUUCUUUCUUUCUUUCUUUCUUUCUGUGUUUCUCUUAAUUAUUUUCAAUGAUUUUCCUAAUGAUUUCAUUAUUUCCUCUUUUUCAGAAUCCCUUUCUUUCUUUCUUUCUUUCUUUCUUUCUUUCUUUCUUUCUUCAGUCCAACCACGUUGUAUUCGAACAUUCUUCAACUUAUCAUUGCCCUGUUUCCUGGUUUCUUUCUCAGCGUCUCCGCUUGGGUACACUCAUCAACCAUGGAAUCCUGCGCCAUUAAAAUCUAUUCAACGUCGGGUCCGAAAAGAAUACAGAAUGUUGACGGACAGGGAAAGAUCAGAUUUUCACAGAGCCAUUAAUUUACUCAAACAAGACAAGAGUGUCCUGCCAAACAAAUAUGAUGCCAUUGCAUCUCUUCAUGCGGGUUGGACUGCAGAAAAUGCUCAUGAAGGUCCCUCUUUUCUUGUGUGGCAUCGGCUUUACGCUUUAAUAAUUUUAUUUGGCAAUCCCAAUGAUUCCUUUCUUCCUCUCUUUUUUCUUUCUUUCUUUUUAUGUGACAUAAUUGUAUUUGACAAUCCUAUUUAUUUAUUUCUUUUUCGAUUCCUUUGCCCAUUUAGGAUGGAGGAAGCUCUCCGCGAAAAGGUACCAACGGUCACCAUUCCAUACUGGGAUCCAACUUUAGACAGUAGUUUAGAAAACACUCGGGAUUCUAUCAUCUGGGCUGAUAACUUUCUGGGUACAAGUAACGGGGUUGUCAAAUCAGGUCCGUUCGCGAAAUGGAAUACUCCUGCUGGACCCCUGAUUCGAAACGUGGCCUUCAUUGAAAACUUACCUACUCAGGAAAGUAUUAGUAAUGUCCUGAGUCGUGAGCGCCUGCAACAAAUCAGUGAACCCAACGCAAACGAACGCUAUAACUUCGAGUUCCAACAUAAUAAUAUGCAUGACUUUAUUGGGGGUCAAGUUGGCUUUAUCGAGACAGCACCAAUGGAUCCGGCUUUCUGGUUGAUCCACAGUUACGUUGAUUUGAUUUGGACGCGUUUCAAUGAACGCCAACGAAAACUAGGGAUCGAUCCACGCACUGAUUAUCCCAGCAAAUACGGUGCGGAUAUAUACGCCCCCAAUAAAAGCAUCGGGAUCAAAAACAUCACCGUAAUGCAAGCUUUAGAAGAAGCCAUGACCUACACUUCAAUUUAUAAAUAUGACUACGAGUCCCUUGAGGGAGACUGUUCGCACAAACCCCAUAAAUGCAACUCACCUUAUUUAAGAUGUGUGAACAAAAAAUGUCAGACUGUGACCCGAAAAUCGACCGGGUGUGGUUCACUAAUACCUUACCAGAACCAGUUCUGUAUUGACGGUGUGUGUGAUCUCAAUGAAUGGGCUUUCCUCCCGGUGGAGAUCAUCCAUGAACGUACCUUUGAUUCAUCAAAUUUUGGCAACUUUCCGGUCAUCGGGGGUCACGCGAGUCUGCUGGGUGACAUUUACCGAAUCAACCUCCCAACAGUGACUGCGGCGAAAAACGUCACUGAACGAGGAUGCAAGUCUAAGAAUUGCUGCGGCCCAGCCGGACGAAUCAGCGUCCAAGCAAGUGUGGUCGGAUAUGCCGACCGGUUUGUAUUAUACCGGGUACAAACCCACCACAAUACAGGAACUGCACUGGGUGGAUAA